AGUUGAAUAGUUAGUAUGCACCACGGGCGGGAGCCCCCGCCACGGGUUCACAGGGUCGAACAUCCUGGUCACAGGGGCGGGGAUCCAGAUCAUAGGGGUGGAGAUCCAGGACAUAGAGGCGGAGAUCAUAGAUCGAGUAGAGAGGUGUCAGGACAUAAAGAUAAUCAUGAUCCAUCAAGACGAGGCCAUCAUCGGGACCAUGAUCCUCGACACCACGGUCCAGGAAUGCCUAGACGACAUUUAAAUGAUCGACACCAUGUCCCACAGAACGGUCCGAAGGAUCGACAUAGAGGCGGUGGGCCAGAUAAACAUAGUAAUGGACCUCCUCCUCCUCCCCCUCACCACGCUCCGCUUAGUCAUCCUCCCCCUCCUAAGUUCACAAGUUAUAAACUAAUCAUUGAUCCGUUUAUCCACAAGGACGUGAAGGAGAAGGUCGUCAGGUAUGACGGAGAGAUCCCGGGGGAUCAGCACAGUAUCACACCUACUCCGGUGGACCCGAGGAAGCGGACUCUGAACCUCUGGAAGUUGGAGAAAUCGGAGGCUCUCGACCUCCCGGUGCCCAGGUUCAUCAUUGAUUCCAACUACACGGGAGAGCCUCCUAAGGUUGAAGUGACUCUGGAUAAUCUAAAUGAUAAUGUGGAUAAACAGUUUCUAGGGAAAACACUACAAAAAUUUGGUGAAACAGAAAGUAUUAUCAUCGAAUACCAUCCAAUAACAAACAAACAUCUAGGUUUAGCCCGUGUUGUGUUUAAGCUUGUGAAGGGAGCUCGGCAGUGUGUUGCUAGUCUGCAUGGGAAAACUAUGAUGGGAAAGGAGGUCAACUGCUACCUGGAUCCGAGGGGGAUGGCAUGUGCUAAGAUGUUUGAUGAGUUGACACGUAUCAAGGAACCAACCCCUCCACCACCUGAACCGCAACAUGAUGAUCCUCCAGCACAACCUGAGGAAACUAACUGGGAGCAGGAGAAUGCGUCCUGGGACCAGGACUGGAGCCGUGGAAAGAGUUGGAGGGAGGACGCAGGACGUGAGGAGGAAGGUUGGAGACGUAAUGCUUGGGAUAAUGAUGAUGCCCGUCAUCCUGGAUGGGAUGAAGAGGACGCAAGGGAUGCCUGGGAGCAUCCGGCUUAUGAUGAUUCCAGACACGGAAAAUCAUAUUCACAUAGAGAUAGAUAUAUGGAUUCCAGGACUUCUUACGAGAACUCUAACUCCUGGCAUGACCGGCGUGGACGAAAUCGUGGUCCUGAACGAGAUCAGGCCAGGGGUCGGCGGCAGGACCGAGGCUGGCGCGGACAGAAACAUCCGGACGACGAACCGCGGCGGGACGACGAAGAUUCAGAAUCGCAGUGGUCGAGGCGAUUCCCUGACACGGACUCAAGAUUUAACGAUUCCCAAGAUCUUUUUCCCGACCCAGAGAAAUCAACCUCACUACCUCCUCUCAAUUCGGCCUUACCCUUACUUCCGCCUCCGAUAUCCGCCUCGCUUGCGCCUCCAGUGGAGGAGGCAGAACAGAAAUUUGAAGAGGAGAGAUCUAUAGACCUGGACACUAGACUGCAAAUGUUGAUGAAGGGUAAGACGGCGAAUAUGCCUGCCUUCCUGCUUGGUAGUGAGAGCUCAGAGGCGGAGCAGGAAUCGUUUCCUCCGCCCCGCCCUGGACCUCUUUCUCGCACCCCAUCGCCAUUUCUUACAAGAGAGCAGUACAUGGCUAGUCAUUCAUUAACCUUGGAACAGGAGGACCUAGAUAGGGUCAACCUCAGCCUACCAAACAUUCAACCAUUUAAUAAAGGUAUCCAGGAUAUUGAGGGAAUGUCUCCAAUAUCUGAUCAUGAGAUGGGUCAACAUGAUUUCCUCCGUCCUGGCGCAGGUCAGGGGUUUCUUGGUGCUCCUGGAUACUGGCAGGGACACUUCCCUCAACCCUACCAAUCCUGGGACCCGGGGGAAUAUGCCCAGGGUUGGGGAGGAGGAAAUGAGUAUGGAUAUGAGAAUAAUCAGAGAUACGACGAGCAGAUGGAAGAGACAGAGCAGGAGGCAGUGCCUGGAAUUAGGAAGAAGGGACGGAAGGACAUGCUCAAGUCCAUCAUGGACAGUGUAAUGAAGGUGGUCGAGUCCGAGCUUAAAUCUAUCCUAAACAAGGACAUUAACAAGAAACUGUGCGAGUCCUAUGCUUUCUUGCUGUUCGACAAGUGGUGGACUGAACAGGAGACUAAGUACAAACGUGAACAGGAGUUGGAGUUUAAGAAGAAAGCAGGAACCUCGGGAACAACAGCCCUCCUCCCAGAUCGAGAGAAGGUUGAAGCGUUACCUCGGAUCCCUAAACCUGAAGAUCUCAGCAACCUUAUUGAGAUGCAGCGAGAGUCCGGGGCUUCAACCUUCGGUGCCGGCGGGAGCCUGGGUCUAGGAUUCCGAGGAUCUAUUCCUAAGUUUUCUAAGAGGAUUGAGAAGAAAUCUGGUGUACCUGAUAAGCAUGAUAAACUUGAGAAAAACGAGAAACGGGAGAAAUCCGAUAAAUCGAAAGAAAGCAAACUUGAAGGACCUAUGGAUAAAAGUGAUAAGAAAAAGAAAGACAAACAUAAAGAGAAAGAGGAGGAAAAAGAAAAAACCGAGAUUAAGAAAAAGUCUUCCUCGUCCACAAUAUACAAUGCAAUAUACAGUGAGAGUGAAAGUGACCGGGAAAAGAAGAAAGAAAGCGAGGAGAGUGAAAGCUCAGACAUAGAGUCAUCGGAGGAAGAUUCUAGUGAGGCUAGUGAUAGUUCUAGCUCGUCAAGUAGUGAUAGUGAGAGUGGGAGUGAGUCUAGCAGUGACUCAGAUGUUGUGAGUGUCAAGUCUAAAUCAAGAUCGCGUUCUGUUUCCUCUGAGCGACCCAAGUCGCCAAUCCUUGUCAAAUCUCGAAGUAAAUCUGCCUCCCGGAGUAAAUCUCCGUCUCCGUCCGUCCCAACCACUCCGGAAUCAACCCCCCUAAAAGCUGAACCUGAGAAAGCUAUUGUCCUUGAUUCUGGUUCUGUAUCUUCUAGUCCUAUACCUUCUAGACCACCUACACCAGACACCAGAGCUGCUCCCAAACCAACAGUUAUAGACGUGCCUGAUCAGAGUGAUACAGAUACAGGAAGUGAGGUUGAAAUCUUGAAUGAAGUAUCUACUCCGGGUCGUGGAACUAGCUCCGCUGUCACAGCUGCCGAGGCGCUGGUCGCUCUUAGUACUCAGGGUCCUUCAACACCGGUUAAAAUCCGCCACAUCGAAUCCUCUCCUCCUCACAUCAUGGAUCAUUGCUACGCCCGACCCGCCCCUUCAAAACCACGACGGGAUACCGUUUCCUCACAGGAUGGUGGCGGCGGCGGUUUCGACCAUGACUACACUAAACCCAGGACACCGCCGAGAGCCGCCCCGCCUAAGCCUGUUCAACCGCCGAAGGAGCGUUCUGUUGCUAUUAAAAAGAGCUUGCCGAUCCAACCUGUGAAGUUUAAAGCGAAGGAUAUGGCUGAGAAGUUUAAGAUUCUUUAUAAGUUUCUGACAGACGGAGUAGAUCUAGAGGAUGUUAUGUAUCUCAAGCGUAGUUACGAGAUGAUGCUGAAUGAAGGACUGAACCAACCCAACCUGACCUGGAUCAAUGACACUCAUUGGGUGGAUCAUCCCAUCACCUUAAUCCCUGAUCCUCCAAAGAAGAAAAGAAGGAUAGAGGAUUUCUCUAAACCUCACACAACAGGGAGUGCUAGGACUGAAGGGUACUACAAGAUGGAUCCCAGAGAAAAAUUUAGAACAAAAUAUCAUUUCCAUCGGCCGGGUGUGGACGCUUUCAACACGGCGAAAAUCGGCCACGGGAAUAGUCAAAAACCACAGAAAGCGAUCAGUUUAUCCCGUGAGGCGAGGUCCCAACAACGUCGUAUGUUGACCGCUCUUGGAGACGAGUUCUUAGAAUCUGAUCUUCUCAAGUUCAAUCAACUCAAGUUCAGGAGGAAAGCCAUGAAAUUCGGUAAAUCUGCUAUCCAUGACUGGGGUCUGUUUGCAAUGGAGAAUAUUGGAGCUGACGAGAUGGUGAUAGAAUAUGUUGGUGAAGUAGUCCGCCCUCUACUCUCAGAUAUCAGGGAGAAGAGAUAUGAGAAACAGGGGAUUGGUUCGUCCUACUUAUUCCGUAUUGAUCUGGACUAUGUGGUGGAUGCGACCAAAGCAGGGAAUCUGGCCCGGUUCAUUAACCACAGCUGCGAGCCGAACUGCUACGCCAAGGUGAUCAAGAUUGACGGAGAGAGCAAAAUUGUUAUUUAUAGCAAACAACCGAUAGCCAUAGGAGAGGAGAUUACUUACGAUUACAAGUUCCCUAUUGAAGAUGAAAAAAUUAGAUGUCUGUGUGGAGAAAAGAGCUGCAGAAAAUACCUCAACUAACUGGAUUAAGUCAAGCAAAGAAAAAUCGUUAAAAUUUCGAUGCUUUCUCAAGUUCAAAAAGUACACUUUUUAUAUGAAUGUAAUUGCUCAGUGCCGUACUCAGCCCAAAAUAUGAUGUACUGUGUUCUCAACUCUCAACCAAGUAGUGUACUGUUCACUAUUCUGUUCCCGUGGAAAAAAUACCCUUAUAUUUUGGCAUUGUAAUUAUGUAAACUUAAAUAAAUCUCAGACCAUGUGUUCAAA
Eurytemora carolleeae is the source of this 4611-nucleotide messenger RNA. RefSeq names its product histone-lysine N-methyltransferase SETD1 (gene Set1). Gene Ontology annotation, cellular component: Set1C/COMPASS complex. Gene Ontology annotation, molecular function: protein binding; RNA binding; histone H3K4 methyltransferase activity. The transcript has 18 exons. Lineage: Eukaryota; Metazoa; Arthropoda; Copepoda; Calanoida; Temoridae. The record is from RefSeq and is a predicted model, not a curated record. The coding region runs from base 16 to 4368 and encodes 1450 amino acids.